GGUUGGAGACUCUGGUCAGUGGUCUCUCUGUUCUCUAAAAUAAACAACGGAAAACCACCUUCCCUCGCCAAAACAUAGAAUCAAAAGCAGAAAGCAACCCAAAGCGAACUCCACUAGUCCAGUGACUCCCAGGAUGAGCUGCGAUCCUUCGAAACCCUAGAGAAGCUUCUGCGUUGCUUUUUGCGCUGCGAAUCUAAUGGCGUUCUGGUGGCCUCUGCUCGUCCUCGGAUUCGCUUUCGCGAUAUGCAGAUUCCUGCUCAUGCUGAUUCCUCCCAAUGUGCCUUCCAUCGACGUUGAUACUUCCGAUAUGGUGGAUGAUGGGAAUCAGACCAAGGAGAACAGCUUCAUCUAUAUACCUUCAAGGGGAAGAACACCAGAUAAAGUCCAAUGCUACGAGCCUGCAACAAUGAAAUACAUGGGAUUUUUCCCAGCUUUGGAGCCUGUUGAGGUUAAGGAGCGUGUGGAACAGGCAAGGAAGGCACAAAAAAUAUGGGCAAAGAGUAGCUUUAGGCAAAGGCGUCAAUUUUUGCGGAUACUUCUAAAGUAUAUUAUUGAACAUCAAGAGCUUAUAUGCGAACUUUCUUCUCGUGAUACUGGAAAAACAAUGGUUGAUGCCUCUUUGGGAGAAAUAAUGACAACUUGUGAAAAGAUCACUUGGCUUCUUUCAGAGGGCGAGCGGUGGCUAAAGCCUGAGUAUCGAUCUUCUGGAAGGUCAAUGCUUCACAAGACAUCCAAAGUGGAAUUUCAUCCCCUUGGUGUGAUUGGAGCCAUUGUCUCAUGGAACUAUCCAUUCCACAAUAUUUUUAAUCCAAUGCUUGCUGCAGUCUUUUCAGGAAAUAGUGUUGUGAUAAAGGUUUCUGAACAUGCAAGUUGGUCAGGCUGUUUCUACUUCCGAAUUAUCCAAGCUGCCCUUAAUGUUGUGGGAGCUCCUGAAAAUCUGGUCGACAUAAUAACAGGAUUUGCUGAAACAGGCGAAGCCUUAGUAUCUUCAGCUGACAAAAUCAUAUUUGUUGGGUCACCUGGUAUCGGUAGGAUGAUAAUGAGAAAUGCUGCUGAAACCUUGACACCGGUUACGCUUGAGCUUGGUGGCAAGGAUGCAUUUAUUGUGUGUGAAGAUGUAGAUGUGCAUCAUGUUGCACAAGUUGCUGUUAGGGCUGCUCUUCAAUCAAGUGGACAGAAUUGUGCCGGUGCUGAGAGGUUUUAUGUUCAUCGAGGCAUUUAUUCUUCAUUUGUCGCUGAAGUGGUCAAAAUUGUGAAAUCAGUUUCUGUUGGCCCUCCUCUUUCUGGAAGAUAUGAUAUGGGAGCAUUAUGUUUAAUAGAGCAUUCUGAGAAGCUCCAAAGCCUUGUAAUUGAUGCCUUAGACAAAGGGGCUCAAAUUGUUGCUCGUGGUAGUUUUGGCAAUUUAAGUGAAGGUGCCGUUGAUCAGUUCUUUCCUCCUACCGUAAUUGUAAAUGUAAACCACUCAAUGAAGUUGAUGCAAGAGGAGGCUUUUGGACCAAUCAUGCCAAUAAUGAAAUUCAGCUCUGAUGAAGAGGCUGUUAAGCUUGCUAAUGACUCUAAGUAUGGGCUUGGCUGUGCUGUUUUUUCUGGCAGUAAGCGCCGUGCCAAAGAGAUUGCUUCCCAGUUACAUAUUGGAGUUGCUGCUAUCAAUGACUUCGCAUCAAAUUACAUGUGUCAGUCCCUGCCAUUUGGUGGUGUAAAACACAGUGGAUUUGGAAGAUUUGCUGGAGUAGAAGGCUUGCGCGCUUGCUGCCUUGUGAAAUCAGUUGUGGAGGAUAGAUGGUGGCCGUACAUCAAAACCAUGAUACCAAAGCCUAUCCAGGUGAGCUUCGAAAACUUAUUUACUGCAAUUAUCAAGUUCGCAUUUUCACUGAUUGGUUUUGCUCUGCUGCAGUAUCCUGUCUCGGAAAACAGCUUCGAGUUUCAGGAGUUACUAGUAGAAGCACUCUAUGGGUUGAAUGUGUGGGAUCGCUUGCGAGCAUUUGCCAACAUUUUAAAGAUCCUUACCGAUUAUAAUUCUCCUGCCAGCAUUAAAAGAGCUGACUAGGCGUGGUAGUUUGUUGUCAUACAUUUUCACUGUUUUCUUUUCAGGAGAAUAUAUUGUAGCCUCUUUUUUGGGAUUGCUCUCAAACACCCCUCACUGUAUCUCGCUGUGCAUCCUUAUUGACAAUGUUUCCAUUUUCAUUCUUUUCUUCUGUUGCUAAACAGAGAUUUUCCCAUGAGUUCUUUUUUUUUUUCUUUUAGGUGAAAAAAAUAGUUUUUGUCCUCGUAUACAUCAAACAACCUGCAGUAGGUGAUGCUUUAUUCCAUAAUCAGAAAUAUUGACCAAUAAUAUUUGCUGUUCAACA
Messenger RNA from Malania oleifera, 2348 nucleotides. Its product is annotated as aldehyde dehydrogenase 22A1. The transcript has 13 exons. The record is from RefSeq and is a predicted model, not a curated record. Gene Ontology annotation, molecular function: aldehyde dehydrogenase (NAD+) activity. NCBI's taxonomy places the organism in Eukaryota, Viridiplantae, Streptophyta, Magnoliopsida, Santalales, Ximeniaceae. Bases 197 to 2047 code for a protein of 616 amino acids.